Messenger RNA from Anolis sagrei ordinatus, 2197 nucleotides. The record is from RefSeq and is a predicted model, not a curated record. Lineage: Eukaryota; Metazoa; Chordata; Lepidosauria; Squamata; Anolidae.
UGCUGGGGGAAGACUGGGAGGUCGCAGAAUGAACUGCAGAAGGGACAGACAGUUCAGAGAUGGGCAGAGAUGGCAUGAGUGUUGCUCAUUUGCAUAAAAUUUGCAUAUUUGAUUUCAAAUCUCUUUUCAAAGUGGGGAAACAGGCAGAAAUCCCAUUCUUGUAGCCCUUGGUCACAGCCAACAACAUCAUGGAGAUUGCGCCAAGGGCAGAGUCUGCUAAAGCCAUCAAGCCAAUAGACCGUAGAUCGGUUCACCAGAUUUGCUCCGGACAAGUAGUGCUGAAUCUAUGUACAGCGGUGAAAGAGUUGGUGGAAAAUAGCAUAGACGCUGGCGCUACGACUGUGGAAGUAAAGCUGAAAGAUUAUGGAGCAGAUCUCAUUGAAGUUUCUGAUAACGGUUGUGGUGUCGAAGAGGAAAACUUUGCUGGCUUAACUCUAAAACAUCAUACAUCCAAGAUACAAGAUUUCUCUGACCUCAUAAAUGUUGAAACGUUCGGCUUUCGAGGUGAAGCGCUGAGUUCUCUAUGUGCAUUAAGCGAUGUUUCCAUUUUCACCUGUCACAUGUCCGCAAAGGUUGGAACACGCCUGGUGUUUGAUCACAGCGGGAAAAUCACCCUGAGGGUCCCUUAUCCCCGUCAACAAGGGACAACGGUCAGUGUGCAGCAGUUGUUCCAUACAUUGCCAGUGCGGCAUAAAGAAUUUCAGCGCAACAUAAAGAAGGAGUAUGCAAAAAUGGUUCAGGUAUUGCAAGCCUACUGCAUCAUUUCGACAGGAGUUCGAAUUACUUGCACCAACCAGGUUGGUCAAGGGAAGAAGCAACCUGUUGUAUGCACUAAUGGGAACUCUAAAGUAAAAGAAAACAUUGGAGCAAUAUUUGGGCAAAAGCAGGUGCAAAGCCUGAUCCCAUUUGUUCAGCUGCCUCCUAGUGAUGAUAUCUGUGAGGAAUAUGGUCUGAAUCCUGCUGAUAUUCCCACUAGGCUUUAUACUAAAGAGAUGUUUGCUAAAAUGGAAAUCAUUGGCCAGUUCAAUUUGGGAUUUAUCGUAGCCAAGCUGAACUCCGACCUCUUCAUCAUUGAUCAACAUGCUUCUGAUGAGAAAUACAAUUUUGAGCAAUUGCAAGAGCAUACGGUUCUGCAGGGACAGAGACUCAUCUCACCUCAGAAUCUGAAUUUAACUGCUGUAAAUGAAAGUAUCUUGAUAGAAAACCUGGAAAUCUUCAGAAAAAAUGGAUUUGAUUUUGUCAUCGAUGAAGAUGCUCCUGUAACCCAAAGAGUAAAACUCAUUUCUCUGCCAAUGAGCAAAAACUGGACAUUUGGUCCCCAAGAUAUAGAGGAGUUGAUCUUCAUGUUGAGUGACAGCCCGGGAGUGAUGUGCAGGCCUUCCAGAGUCAGGCAGAUGUUUGCUUCUAGAGCUUGUCGAAAGUCUGUGAUGGUUGGAACAGCACUUAAUGUGAAGGAAAUGAAGAAAUUGAUCGUCCACAUGGGUGAGAUUGAGCAUCCUUGGAACUGUCCCCAUGGAAGGCCUACAAUCAGGCAUAUCGCCAAUUUGGACUUGAUUUCGCAAGAAUAACAACAAGCUUUCUCCGUUUCGUUUUGAAACUUAGCCUUUUUCUUUAUUCUGAAAGCCAUUCUGAUUUUUUUUGGAAUCCUGGUUGAUCAUGAAACUUGUAAUUCUGACUAAGCGAUCGCUCAAUAUGGUAUCAUGUCGCUAGCAAAGAUCCAAAGUCGUUUUCCUUGGUUGUGUUUAUACUUUUGGGGAAAAUAUAAUUUUGCUGUCCCCUUUUUACGUCUUGUUUAUUAUGUGCAAUGGAUUGAAGUGGCAUCCAUAGUAAAGGUUGCUUUUUUGCUGGCUCCAUUAGUGAGAACAGGGAAGUUAAGGGGUGAUUAUAUUCAAUUUAGCGGUGGGGAGGGCAGAAAAAGAUUAUGGGUCUAGAUCAGGCCUGGGUAAAUUUGGGCCCUCCAGGUGUUUUGGACUUCACCUCCCACAAUUCCUAAUAGCCUCAGGCCGCUUCUUUUUACCCUUCAGUCGCUUAAAGCCUGGAUUAGACAGAGAGGCAAUAGUGUUUACCUCUGCACAUACAAAGAAUUGCUUAUCCAUUAUCACAACUUGAUUGACCUCAUGUUUUAUACUAGAAUAUACACACACACACACACACACACACAUCUAUUCCAGUAUUCAUUAAAUUGUUUUUAAUUCUU